Phacochoerus africanus (Common warthog) is the source of this 2706-nucleotide messenger RNA. RefSeq names its product pyridoxal dependent decarboxylase domain containing 1 (gene PDXDC1). NCBI's taxonomy places the organism in Eukaryota, Metazoa, Chordata, Mammalia, Artiodactyla, Suidae. Gene Ontology annotation, molecular function: pyridoxal phosphate binding; carbon-carbon lyase activity. Bases 172 to 2541 code for a protein of 789 amino acids. Gene Ontology annotation, cellular component: intracellular membrane-bounded organelle. The transcript is spliced from 24 exons. The record is from RefSeq and is a predicted model, not a curated record. Gene Ontology annotation, biological process: carboxylic acid metabolic process.
AUUCUCCUCCCCGCCGCGCAGCAAAGCAGCUCCUCCUCAUCUCCGCCCCGCCGGCUUCGGGCGCGGGGGGACGUCAGCGCUGCCAGCGUGGAAACAGCGGUGGGGCGCGGGAGGCGGAAGUAGCGCCCGGGACCGCCGGGCCUCCAUCGGGCUCCGCCGGCCGCCUCAGCCAUGGACGCGCCCCUGGAGAAGAUAGCAGACCCUACACUAGCUGAAAUGGGAAAGAACUUGAAGGAGGCCAUGAAGAUGCUAGAGGACGGUCAGAGGAGAUCAGAGGAGGAGAAUGGAAAGAAGCUCAUGUCAGGGGAUAUUCCGGGGCCACUGCAAGGCAGUGGACAGGACAUGGUGAGCAUCCUCCAGCUGGUUCAGAAUCUGAUGCACGGUGAUGAAGAGGAGGAGCCCCCCAGUACCCGAGUCCAGGAUAUUGGAGAGCAAGGUCAUAUAGCUUUGUUGGGGCACAGUCUGGGAGCUUACAUUUCAACUCUGGACAAAGAGAAGCUGAGAAAACUUACAACUAGGAUACUUUCCGACACUACUUUGUGGCUAUGCAGAAUUUUCAGGUAUGAAAAUGGCUGUGCGUAUUUCCACGAAGAAGAAAGAGAAGGACUUGCAAGGAUCUGCAGGCUUGCCAUUCAUUCUCGCUAUGAAGACUUCGUAGUGGAUGGGUUCAAUGUGUUAUAUAACAAAAAACCUGUUAUAUACCUUAGUGCUGCUGCUAGGCCUGGCCUGGGCCAGUACCUUUGUAAUCAGCUUGGCUUGCCUUUCCCCUGCUUGUGUCGAGUGCCCUGUAACACUAUGUUUGGAUCCCAGCAUCAGAUGGAUGUUGCCUUCCUGGAGAAACUGAUUAAAGAUGAUAUAGAACGAGGAAGACUACCCCUGUUGCUUGUUGCAAAUGCUGGAACUGCAGCAGUCGGGCACACAGAUAAGAUCGGGCGUUUGAAAGAGCUCUGUGAGCAGUACGGCAUAUGGCUCCACGUGGAGGGUGUGAAUCUGGCAACGUUGGCUCUAGGUUAUGUCUCCUCGUCAGUGCUGGCUGCAACCAAAUGCGAUAGCAUGACAUUGACCCCAGGCCCGUGGCUGGGUUUGCCAGCCGUUCCUGCCGUUACCCUUUAUAAGCAUGACGAUCCUGCCCUGACUUUAGUUGCCGGUCUUACAUCAAAUAAACCAGCAGACAAACUCCGGGCCCUGCCACUCUGGUUGUCUUUACAGUACUUGGGACUUGAUGGGAUUGUGGAGAGAAUUAAGCAUGCCUGUCAGCUGAGUCAACGAUUGCAAGAAAGUUUGAAGAAAGUGGAUCACAUCAAAAUUUUGGUGGAAGAUGAGCUUAGUUCUCCAGUAGUGGUAUUCAGAUUUUUCCAGGAAUUACCAGGCUCAGAUCCAGGUCCUAACACCGUCCCAGCACCCAGCGUGGCCCCUUCGGCAGUCGGCCGGGAGAGGCACUCCUGUGACGCUCUGAACCGCUGGCUGGGAGAGCAGUUGAAGCAGCUGGUGCCUGCGAGCGGCCUCACGGUCAUGGACCUGGAGGUCGAGGGCACAUGCGUGCGGUUCAGCCCCCUGAUGACAGCGGCAGCUUUAGGCACCCGGGCAGAGGACGUGGACCAGCUGGUGGCCUGCAUCCAUGCCAAGCUGCCGCUCCUGACCUGUACGCUGCAGCUGCGAGAGGAGUUCAAGCAGGAGGUGGCGGGCACGGCGGGCCUCUUAUAUGUUGAUGACCCCAACUGGCCGGGAAUAGGGGUGGUCAGGUAUGAACACGCAAAUGAUGAUAAGAACAGUUUGAAAUUAGAUCCAGAAGGGGAGAAAAUCCAUGCUGGACUCCUGAAAAAGCUCAAUGAACUGGAAUCUGACCUUACAUUUAAAAUGGGCCCCGAGUAUAAGAGCAUGAAGAGCUGCGUUUACAUCGGCAUGGCCAGCGACGACGUGGACGUUUCUGAGCUAGUGGAGACCAUCGCCGCCACAGCCCGAGAAAUCGAGGAAAACUCGAGGCUUCUGGAAAACAUGACUGAAGUGGUUCGGAAGGGAAUUCAGGAAGCUCAGGUUCAACUGCAGAAGGCAAAUGAGGAGCGGCUUCUGGAAGAGGGGGUGUUGCGGCAGAUCCCUGUGGUCGGGUCCGUGCUGAACUGGUUUUCUCCGGUACAAGCUUCACAAAAGGGAAGGACCUUUAACCUGACGGCAGGCUCCCUGGAGUCCACGGAACACACUUACGUCUACAAAGUACAAGGCUCGGGAGUGACACCGCCUCAGACCCCGUCAGCUGUACGCACCAGGCAGAGACUCCCAGGCCAAAAGCCUUUUAAAAGGUCCCUGAGAGGUUCGGAUGCUGUGAGUGAGACCAGCUCGGUCAGUCACAUUGACGACUUGGAGAAGAUGGAGCACCUGUCAGGCGGGCAGGACGCCCCAGAGGCUGACAGCCCAGAGCAGCACCCUGGGCCCCCCGCUGCGGAGGCCGAGCAGCCCGGGGCCCUCCAGGACGGGGCCCAGCGCCCGGACGAUGGCCGCCCACAGAUGAUUGAACAAGGUCUUCCCUGUUUAUUGGUGCAAUGAAGUUUAGCAGAUAAAAUGGGGGAGGGGAAAUUAUCACCUUUAACAAGAUUAAUUUUUAAAUGUUUUUAUAUACUUGGAAUUGUUAACUUGGUUUUGCUGAAAAAGAAUUUCACCCUUGAGACACUAUUUGAAUGUUGGUUUCAAUAAAGGUUCUUGAAAUUGUUA